This is a messenger RNA of Oxyura jamaicensis (ruddy duck), 3214 nucleotides long. RefSeq names its product serine and arginine rich splicing factor 1 (gene SRSF1). Gene Ontology annotation, molecular function: mRNA binding. NCBI's taxonomy places the organism in Eukaryota, Metazoa, Chordata, Aves, Anseriformes, Anatidae. The record is from RefSeq and is a predicted model, not a curated record. Gene Ontology annotation, cellular component: cytoplasm; nucleus; ribonucleoprotein complex.
AUGCCGCGGCAUGCGCACAUGAAAUCUUUGGGCUUAUGCCCCCUGCCGGGCCUUCUUGGCGCGAGCGCCGCACCGGACGUGACGCCACGCGGCCCGGCGCACCGAGAGGCGGCGGCGGGGCGAGGUUGCGCUGCUCUCCCGGCGGCACGCCGCGUUCCUUCAGCCCUCGCGCCCGGCGGUGGUGCAGCCCGCGAGGCCUCGGCUUUUCUGGCGAAGUCGUUGCGGGGAGCGGACGGAGGGACUACUUUCCUGCGGCGCCGCGCAUGCGCAGGCGCGGGGACUGAGGGCGCGGAGGGAUACGGGGCCGCCGACCGUUCGCGGGGCCGCGCGGGAGGUGCUGCGGCUCGGGGUGAGAUCGCUGCGCGCAGCAGGAGCGCGAGGGGGAGCCGCGGUCGCCAUUUUGCAGCGGCGGCUGGGGGAGGCGGCGCGAGGAGCGCUCCCGUCCGCACGGCCCGGCCCCGCCGCCGCCACCGCCCUCCCGCUGCCCGCGCCUCAGGCCCUGCCCCGCCGCAGCCAUUGCCGACCUCGCCAUGUCCGGGGGGGGGCGUGAUCCGCGGCCCGGCCGGCAACAACGACUGCCGCAUCUACGUGGGGAACCUGCCCCCCGACAUCCGCACCAAGGACAUCGAGGACGUCUUCUACAAGUACGGCGCCAUCCGCGACAUUGACCUCAAGAACCGCCGCGGGGGGCCGCCCUUCGCCUUCGUCGAGUUUGAGGACCCCAGGGACGCGGAGGACGCCGUGUACGGGCGGGACGGCUACGAUUACGAUGGGUAUCGCCUCCGCGUGGAGUUCCCUCGCAGCGGCCGGGGCACCGGCAGAGGCGGCGGAGGAGGUGGAGGUGGAGGAGCCCCCCGGGGCAGGUACGGGCCCCCAUCGCGGCGCUCGGAGUACAGAGUGAUCGUCUCGGGGCUGCCUCCAAGUGGAAGUUGGCAGGAUUUAAAGGAUCACAUGCGUGAGGCAGGUGAUGUAUGUUAUGCUGAUGUUUUCCGAGAUGGCACUGGUGUCGUGGAGUUUGUACGGAAGGAAGAUAUGACCUACGCUGUGCGAAAACUGGAUAACACUAAAUUUAGAUCUCAUGAGGGAGAAACUGCCUACAUCCGUGUUAAAGUUGAUGGUCCAAGAAGUCCAAGCUAUGGAAGAUCUCGGUCACGCAGCGUAGUCGUAGCAGAAGCCGUAGUCGAAGCAACAGCAGAAGCCGCAGUUAUUCCCCAAGAAGAAGCAGAGGAUCUCCACGCUACUCUCCCCGCCACAGCAGAUCCCGAUCUCGUACAUAAACGAUCACUAGCUCUGAUCUUUUUGUAGAACCCCAUGUUGUACACAGUUUUCCUUUACUCAGUACAGUCUUUCAAUUUUUUUUUAAUUCAAACUGUUUUAUUCAAAUUGGCUGAAGUGUUGAAUUGCAUUCUUGUGUAAAAUCCCUAGUGAGUAUUUGCUCCGUAACAUCAACAUUCCCCUCAUGUCUUUGGUAAAUUGUAUUUUAAUUGAUGUCAGUCAGGAUUGUUUCAAUUUAGUUCUAGUUAAAUACCAACACUCUUCAAACUGUGGUAUUGCUGUGUAAAUGUCUCAGUGUUCAGCUAUGGUUUAUACGAGCUGGGGAUGUUGGGAUGUUUGUGGCUAACUUGUCUCUUCUGGGGGAUCUUAUAUUUUAUCUUGCCUUUUCGUGUGUCUUUCUGUAGACAUAUCUGAAGAGAUGGAUUAAGAAUGCUUUGGAUUAAAGGAUUGUGGAGCACAUGUCAAUCAUUUUAGGAUUGUCAAAAGGAGGAUUGAGGAGGAUCAGAUCAAUAAUGGAGGCAAUGGUAUGACUCCAAGUGCUAUUGUCACAGAUGAACUUGGCAGUAUUGACCUUAUACUGAGAGACAGGUUAAUUGAGUACGUGCGCCUGCGUGUCACUUCUUCAGGCAUGUUUUAGUUACUGCAGGCUACAAUUGCUCUUCUUAAAACCUUUUUUUUUUGGCAAUUGUGGCUAAAUACUUGCUUUUGUAAUUCUCUAUUCCAUUCUAGUUUUUUAAAGGAACAAACCGGGACGGGGGUGGGAGCAUUGGUUUACUUUGUCAUGCAGCAUUUGGUUACAAGUGUUAAUGUUGCGUAGUAUUUGUACACUUGUAGAUGAAGGGUAUCUUCAAAUCAGAGUAUAAUAUCAAUACUGCUAAAAUCUGCAUGUCCUCUGUGUGACUGAUACAGCGUUGCUAUUUCAUUUUUUUAAAGUACCAGAAUGAAAGCGAAAAUAGAAAACCUAGUUGGGAGUAAUUUAAGUCUCAGCCCUUCCCCUCAGACUAAUUCACAAUUGACUCACGAAUAUGCUUGAAAACUCCAGUUAGUUAAUUUUGUUACCUUCCAGCUGGGAGUACUAGUUAUAGCUUAGACAUACAGUAGGCGGAUAGCUUUAGCAGUAAACUUUUACAAUUUCAUAAACAUUUUUUGCAACCACAAAACCUGUAGCACACCACCGUACGAGCAAUGAGUAUGUUGGCAUUUUCAGUUGGCAUAUGUAAAUAUUACGAUGUUUCCUCCAAAUAAUUAACAUUUCUAAGAAAAAAAAAGAAAAUUAGCAUCACCGUUCAAAAGCUUGUUUUGGGGAAUUGAUAGUUAUUAAUGUACAUCUGUAUUAAUUGAUGGCAAACAUAACUGAUCAUUCCCCAGAAUCCUAUUUUUUCAUUACAGUAUCUAACUUUUUGCCUCCUCUUUUUUGGUUUUGCUGGUUAUAAAGGUUUGGAUUGGAGAGGGCUCACUGGAUCCCAAUCCUUGGAGCUGGAUCAUUGGAUUCAAAUCAUAAUGUGGAUAGGAUAGGGAGGCUGAAUUGCAAGGAUUCAUGGAGCGGGAUCAGAUUACCAGGAACAUAGGAGUGGAUUCCUGCCCCAACCAAACCGCAUUCGUGUGGAUUUUUUUAUUCAACUCAAUUGGCUAUUCCAAAGAUAUUUUUUUUCCUAUUUCUGACGAUUGGAGCCCUUAUGAUGCACGAUGGAGUUUUUCAUUUUUUGGUAAAAGGAGCAAAGCGAGGACCUGGAGAGGUACGCUGGAGCAAUCUCCUUGGAAGGAUUCAGCACGAGUAGAUGGUAAACGUUAAAGGGGAAAAAGGGGGGUUUGUUUAAACAAAGUAAAUCAAUAAGUCGUUUCUCUAAAUUUAAAGUCAAAAAUUGGAGUUAAAGAUUAAGUAGGUUUUCAAUUGGCUACUGCCUUUUUUUCUUUGACAAAUAAAAUUUUUAAAAAAACA